Molecule: messenger RNA, 624 nt
Organism: Strongylus vulgaris
Lineage: Eukaryota; Metazoa; Nematoda; Chromadorea; Rhabditida; Strongylidae
Source: the annotation of a GenBank genome assembly
AUGGCAGCUGAGGUUGCGCUGCCUGUCCAAGUGUCGUGGUUGCGAAAGUAUGAGCAUCUAGUUGGUGGAUUUGCCGGUGGGAUUGCGAGUACCGCAGUUUGUCACCCCAUGGAUUUGCUCAAAAUUCGAUAUUCAGCUGAUGAGGGGAGCAGCAUUCGACCUCGCUACAAAAGCUACUUCGAUGCUACAAGAUGUAUUGUUCGUGCUGAAGGAGUACGUGGACUCUAUCAGGGUCUCACUCCUAACAUGGUUGGCGCAGCGUUAGCCUGGGGCUUGUAUCUUCAAUGGUUUGAGCUAGCUUUCUAUAACUUUGACCCAAAGGAUGAGAUCGAGUAUCACAAAAUUCAAGAGUGGUUACCAUUUCGAUCUCCAAACGUAAAUAUUGACAAUUUCUUAUGUGGUUGUUUGUCUGGUGGUGCUGUGAUGGCUGUCACGAAUCCCAUAUGGGUUACGAAAACAAGAUUAUGUCUACAGUACGAGACGAAAGUAAAAAGAUACUCCGGAAUGCUGGAUUGUUUGUAUAAAAUUUCAAAAGAAGAAGGCGUUAGAGGUCUUUACAGAGUAGGUUUCCCUACAAAAGCUUUGUUACGCAAAAGCACCGCGCGCAAAAGUAAUCCUCGAUGA